This is a messenger RNA of Cololabis saira (Pacific saury), 3781 nucleotides long. RefSeq names its product ligand of numb-protein X 2b (gene lnx2b). Bases 440 to 2503 code for a protein of 687 amino acids. The transcript is spliced from 10 exons. NCBI's taxonomy places the organism in Eukaryota, Metazoa, Chordata, Actinopteri, Beloniformes, Belonidae. Gene Ontology annotation, molecular function: protein binding; ubiquitin-protein transferase activity. The record is from RefSeq and is a predicted model, not a curated record.
GGUGGGGAAACAGCGUGUGGGUUGUGCGCACACCUGCGCGGACGGACGUCCUCCUGCUCACAUAGGUGUGUUUGCUCGACACCGGGGAAGCCGGAGCUCCACCUGAGACGGCUGUGCGGGAGGAACAAUGACACGGCGGGGGAAUGUGGACGGGUGGAGUUUGAAAAGCCGUUUUUAAAGGUGUUUCUAUUAUCCAGGGGCUCGUGGUCCGUGCUAGCGAGGCGCUAGCCGCUUCCGGGAAACAACCUUCACACAGAAAAUCCAGAUGAAGACUGGAAGAUGGCAUUGCUGACUGAAGAUCCUUAUUUCACUUUUUAAGCACGUUCGGCAUUAGAAAAAUACAGGCAUAGCCUUCUGGAAAAUACUGGCUUAAGUUUUUGGAGAAAAGAGGACACUGUUCUUUUUCUGACAGAAACUUUGGACUGAACUCCUGCAAACAAUGGCUACAACGGAAACCAAAGUUGCUAGCAACAGCAGCAGCAGCACUGCAGGUCUGUCAUGGGCACGUGUGUGUAAAGAGUGUGGACAGCAGCACGAGGGUCAGGACACUCACCUCUACGAGUACCAGGAUGAGGUGGAUGAUGAGCUGGUUUGCCACAUCUGCCUACAACCCCUACUCAAACCUAUGGAUACUCCAUGUGGACACACUUAUUGCUUUCAUUGCCUCAGCAACUUUUUGAAAGACCAGGACUUCUGUCCCGUGGACCGACGGCGUUUACAGUUGCAUCAGUGCCGUCCCUCUAGCCUGCUGGUAAGGAACCUGCUGGACAAGUUGACUGUGAUGUGUCCCCACUAUGAAGAGUGCCAGCAGCAGUUGCAGCGAUGUGAACUGCAGCCUCACCUUCACAACAGAUGUCCUGUUUUUAGAAGGCUGAGGGAAGAAGCGGAGAAGAGGAAGAGGCCAUCGUGGAAUGAAUUAAAAGGACGCAAGUGUGAUGGCGAGAUGUCUGGAGAUGCUAAACACUCAGCAACGCUGGGUCGAAAUCACACCCGGGAUCAGCCUGAGCCUGGUCUGAUUAAUCCAGCGUAUGAGGAAAACAACACCCCCCUGAGGUCUAGUUUGGUGGCCGAGGCCAAUGUGGUGCAACUGUCCAGAGAUGAACCAGAGGAGGAGCUGGGCCUUCGCAUUGUGGGAGGGAAAGACACACCGCUUGGAAACAUAGUCAUCCAGGAGAUUAUUCGGGACUCAAUAGCAGCUCAUGAUGGCAGACUGGCCCCAGGGGAUCAUAUCUUGGAGGUGAAUGACAUCAGUUUGGCAUCAGUUCCCCAUGCCCAGGCCAUUGGAGUCCUGCGGCAGUCUUCAGUUGUCAGGCUCACUGUCAUGCAGGAGAAAGGUUUCAAAUUAAGGGAUCAACGGUCUGAUCAUCACCCUUCCGCUUCAGCUGCCUCACAGCCCUCCCACGGUCCCCAUGGCAACACUUCAUCUAAUCACAGCUACAGCCCAGUCCUGCAUGUGACCCUGAUGAAGAGUCACCGCACAGAGCCACUCGGCAUCAAACUCAUUCGCAAGUCUGAUGAGAGUGGAGUUUUUAUUCUGGACUUGCUGUCUGGUGGCUUGGCAGCCAAAGAUGGAAAACUGCGGAACAAUGAUAAAGUGUUGGCUAUCAAUGGCCAAGACCUGCGGCAUGGUACACCUGAGAGUGCUGCACAGAUCAUACAGUCCAGUGAGGUGCGUGUGAACUUUGUGGUAAUGAGACCUGCGGAAACCCUGGAGGAAGGAGGAAGCAGCAGAGCAGCCAGGAAAGCACCUGAGCCACAGUAUUUCAGGCGUCAGUCCACCUACAUGAAGGACCCCCCUGGUGGGUUUUCCUGUCAAGAAAAGACUGUGAGUCUGAAGAAGGAGCCUCGGCUUUCUCUGGGUAUCACCAUUGCUGGGGGGAGGGAUUGUCGCAGCCGGCUGCCCGUUUACAUCACCAGUGUGCAGCCUGUUGGCUGUUUGCACCGAGAUGGCACCAUCAAAGCAGGUGAUGUUCUGCUGAGCAUCAAUGGUGUGGAUUUGACCCAGCUGACCUACAGUGAGGCCGUUUCCGUGCUGAAGGCUCAGACGGCUCAGUCCCAGGUCGUACUGCGUGUCAUCCAGACGCUCUCUGAAAACUUGGAGGAAGACACCGAAGCUGGCAACAAGGACGAAGAGGAGCGCAUGGACGACCCGGCGAAUGACUGCCUUAACUGGACACCACUGUGGACUCACUGGUUGGGUUUACCAAGCCACCUGCACUGGUGCCGGGACAUUGUCCUACAGAAGACCAACAACGAGAGCUGGGGCUUCAGUAUCGUGGGCGGCUACGAGGAGAGUCAUGGACAACAGCCCUUCUUCAUUAAAACCAUCGUGCCUGGAACACCUGCGCACUUUGACGGACGUCUCAAGUGCGGUGAUGAGAUUGUGGCAGUGAAUGGAGCCACAACUGUGGGAAUGAACAACUCAUCUCUCAUCCCAAUGCUCAAGCUUCAGAAGAAUAAAGUUACACUGACUGUGGUGUCCUGGCCAGGCAGUCUAGUGUAGCAGUACGUACUUACCCAUUCCUUAUCUUAGUUGUCGCAUGAACACACACACAGUUGCCCUCUCCGGUCAGGACGAUGGCCUUUCCAAGUGAAACUCAUGUUGUCACACUUUGCUUACUUUUUUGAUUUGUUUGAGCAGAGCGUGUUCGUUAGAACCCUCUCAUGAACAGUGUUUUUACAUUUAUGAUCAGUCACGGUCAGGUGUACUCACAGAGCACUUGGUGGUAAUAUCAGGUUGCAUAAAUGAUGACAAUCAACAAAUUAUAUUUAAAAUUCAAACUGGAAGGAUUGUUAUUUUUCUUCUUGAUUCUGUUUGAAGCGAUUAUGUAUAUUUACCAUAUCAAUAUCAUAGCAGUUAGUAAACAUUUGAUUCAAGUGAUUUCCUUGUAAUAGUGCACAAAGAUAAUAUAUACUAUACAUUACAGUUCAACUGAGGUAUUAUUGAUGACCACAUGAAAUGUUUGUUGACUAUAAAACUAAACCACUUAAUUAGUCACGUUUAAACCAAUUUGAAAGGACUGCACUUUUAAAACAUUACAUAAAGGGAUGACACCUUAACGACAAUUCAAGUAAGCUUAAUUUAGUUUAAAAAUAAAUCAAUCAAAGACUACAGUAGAUUUCAACAAUAAAACAUUUACAGGGAGGUGUUGUACAGAAAGGGAGGUUCACUGCAAAAGGUCAAAACUUGGAUGACUAGUUGUGGCCAUGACGUAAAUGACCUGACCAGACCUGAAUAAAGCUGCAUUUGCAGGAGUUUAUCGCACACAUUCAGAAACAGAAGAUAAACGUGGACUUUCUGUCGCUAAAAUGUGAACUAAUCCCAAGAAACUAAAUGAAAACUGCUGAUAAUUCCAGAGUGAGAUGUUUGGCACACUGAGAUUUUCUUUUCUAAUGUUUUUAAUUUUGUUUUUACUCAGAUAUAUGUCCCCAUAUCAGUGCUCUAUAUAUAUUUUCUAAAUGUUACAAUGGUUCAUUUUGAGUGACUUUUAAUAAUUGUGCCGAGUAGAUAUCGAAGGACAGACCAGAAUGUAUAAAUUGCCUUAAAUUGUCUCUGUACCAAAAAAUGAGUUUUUGUCAUAGUGUAAAUAGUGUUUAUAGGAAUUUCACAGAGAAUGGCAAUGUUCUGAAAAUGUAUCAACACAUUCCUUGUGGCCUUGCUUGUAUCCUUUUUGAUGCAAAACUUACUGAGAAAGUCAGUGGCUGUGAAAUAUGCAGCAGUUUAUGUUUGAAUUAACCCAUCGUCUGUUUUCAUUAUGGUCAAUAAAAUCACUUCAAAUCA